AUGUCCCCUCAUGACUACGCGGACCGUCAAUCAGAAUCUGUCGCAGAUGCGGUGACCGCGAUGAAGCUGGAGUCCGACGCAGCGCCCGAAAACUCAGCCAUGCCAAACGGCGGAGGAGCCAUGAUCAAAGAUGAAUCGUCAAACGCAGCCUCCAACGCCUCCCCCGUGCCAACCCCGAAGGCAGAACGAUCACGGUCUUCUUCUCGAGCCCCGGUGAAGAAGGAAGAGAACUACGAAGACGAUGGAAGCAAUUUGAAAGGGGCGGAGAACAACCAUGGGGGUAAUGUGGAGGAGAAAGUCGGGGGCGACAUUAUCGUCAAACUCGAGCCUGGACAGCCUCCCAAAUUAACACGGAGCUCUUCCCAGAAGGUAGUCCCAAGGCCACCGCAGUUGUUCGCCCAUCUACCGGAUAGCACAGCUGAGGCUCAAGCGACGUUCGACUUGAUGGACGCAUGCACGUACGCCAAUAAAUACAUGGGUUAUACUGAACAUGCGAUGGAAUGCGAUUGUGCUGAGGAAUGGGAACCGUCGGUAUCCAAAAAUCUAGCAUGUGGUGAAGACUCGGAUUGCAUUAACCGCGCGACCAAGAUUGAAUGCAUGGGCGAUUGUGGAUGUGGGCCAGAAUGUCAGAAUCAACGAUUCCAGCGAAGGGAAUAUGCUCCGGUGGCGGUGAUCAAAACGGAAAAGAAAGGGUUCGGUCUCCGGGCGGAGGCUGACCUGCGACCGCACCAAUUCAUCUUUGAGUAUGUUGGCGAGGUCAUCAACGAGGGCCAAUUCCGGCGCCGUAUGAGACAAUAUGACGAGGAGGGAAUCAAGCACUUCUAUUUCAUGUCCCUCAGCAAGGGCGAAUUUGUCGAUGCGACCAAAAAGGGUAAUCUCGGCCGGUUUUGCAACCAUUCGUGCAAUCCCAAUUGUUAUGUCGACAAGUGGGUUGUUGGUGAGAAACUUCGUAUGGGCAUUUUUGCUGAACGACACAUUCAAGCUGGCGAGGAACUCGUCUUCAACUACAAUGUCGACCGCUACGGGGCAGAUCCGCAACCGUGUUACUGCGGCGAGCCUAACUGCACAGGCUUUAUCGGAGGUAGAACUCAGACUGAGCGGGCCACAAAGUUGUCGAAUGCUACCAUCGAGGCUUUGGGUAUUGACGAUGCAGAUGGCUGGGACACCGCCGUCGCGAAGCGGCCACGCAAGAAGAAGACGGGAGAGGACGAUGAGGAAUAUGUGGACAGUGUGCAGCCGAAGUCCCUGGAGGAGAAUGGCGUGACCAAGGUCAUGGCGGCGCUCAUGCAAUGCAAGGAGAAAUGGAUCGCGGUCAAGCUCCUGGGACGGAUUCAGCGCUGUGAUGAUGAGCGAGUCCGGAACCGGGUGGUGAAAAUGCAUGGAUAUCAGAUUCUGAACUCCCAGCUGGGCAUGUGGAAGGAAGAUCACAACGUCGUUUUACAGAUUCUCGACAUUCUCGACAAGUUUCCCCGUCUGACGCGAAACAAGAUCAUCGAUUCUAAGAUCGAGUCUACCAUCCAACCACUGACCAGCUGUGGUGAUGAGCGUGUGGAGAAGAAGUCAGCCACGUUGCUACAAGUCUGGUCGACCCUCGAGGUUGGUUAUCGCAUUCCGCGCAUGAAGAGAGAUCCCAAUGCCAUGACGCCAGCUGUCAAUCAGUUCGGGCGGCGAGAGAACACUCGCGAUGAGCGACGACGGUCAAAGUCCCGUUCCCGAUCGAGGUCACGCUCUAUAGAAGCCCCUCGCGGCCCAGCUGCUCAAACACGAGGCGGACAUGGCCAGAGAAACCCCCACCAUCACGGUCCCCGACCCUUCCGUCGACAAUUCAAUCCCCUCCCGCCAGGAUGGUUCGCAGCAGAAUCAAAUGGGAGGACUUAUUAUUACUCGGCUCGCGGCGAUACUACCUGGACACGGCCAACCAAGCCCGCCCCUCAACCGCCGCCGGCCCCCAAAGAAUCGAGAGACAAGGCAUUGCAGGAUAUCAUUGACGGCAUUAUGAACGCCAAGGAGAAUACGCCAAAGGAGAAGAGCGGAACUCCGGCUACACCACAGGCGUCCAGACCAACGCCGGAUAUGAAGGAUGGUCAAGAAAAGUGGAGGUCAUAUAGCGAAGAGAAGCGAAAGAAGAUAUAUGAGAACACGGUGAGUAAUACAGCGUUCGAGGGGAAAGAUAACAAACGGUGCGCAAGUACUGACGGAGAAUAG
Aspergillus niger is the source of this 2205-nucleotide messenger RNA. RefSeq lists its product as uncharacterized. The coding region runs from base 1 to 2205 and encodes 734 amino acids. Gene Ontology annotation, cellular component: chromatin; nucleus. NCBI's taxonomy places the organism in Eukaryota, Fungi, Ascomycota, Eurotiomycetes, Eurotiales, Aspergillaceae. The record is from RefSeq and is a predicted model, not a curated record. Gene Ontology annotation, molecular function: protein binding; histone H3K36 methyltransferase activity. The transcript has 2 exons. Gene Ontology annotation, biological process: regulation of DNA-templated transcription.